Messenger RNA from Sinocyclocheilus rhinocerous, 3476 nucleotides. RefSeq names its product mitogen-activated protein kinase 8. Gene Ontology annotation, biological process: protein phosphorylation. The transcript is spliced from 12 exons. The record is from RefSeq and is a predicted model, not a curated record. Lineage: Eukaryota; Metazoa; Chordata; Actinopteri; Cypriniformes; Cyprinidae. Bases 233 to 1501 code for a protein of 422 amino acids. Gene Ontology annotation, molecular function: MAP kinase activity; ATP binding.
CGCAAGUGUCCGCAGCUCGAGGCCUGCCAGUGGACGGAAGCUGACAGUGAGCGCAGAUCUUGUGUCUUUACGAGGAAAACAAGGCGAAUACAGCAUACUCCCGAGUUCAGUGUGAACAAGACACCGGUCCUCUUCUAAACCUGCUCUAGAGCUGACUGCGUCUCUGUUAAGAGGAUUUUUGAAGGGGAAGUUCUUCUUGAAUGCCCAAGACACAGUCAGUACGGUUUUCACCAUGAACAGGAAUAAGCGCGAGAAGGAAUAUUACAGCAUAGAUGUAGGAGAUUCAACGUUUACCGUGUUGAAGCGAUAUCAGAAUUUAAGACCAAUCGGAUCUGGGGCGCAAGGCAUCGUCUGCUCAGCGUAUGAUCAUGUCCUCGAACGAAAUGUUGCAAUUAAGAAACUUAGCCGACCCUUUCAGAACCAAACCCACGCCAAACGGGCCUACAGAGAACUGGUGCUGAUGAAAUGUGUCAACCACAAAAAUAUAAUUGGUUUACUACAUGUGUUCACGCCACAGAAGACACUUGAAGAAUUCCAGGAUGUGUAUCUGGUGAUGGAGCUGAUGGAUGCUAACCUGUGCCAGGUCAUUCAGAUGGAGCUGGACCACGAGAGACUCUCAUACCUGCUUUAUCAGAUGCUCUGCGGCAUUAAACACCUACACGCUGCUGGCAUCAUACACAGGGAUCUGAAGCCCAGUAACAUAGUAGUGAAAUCCGACUGUACGCUGAAGAUCCUGGACUUCGGUCUGGCCCGGACAGCCGCCACCGGCCUCCUCAUGACUCCUUACGUGGUGACGCGCUACUACCGGGCCCCUGAGGUCAUUCUGGGCAUGGGUUACCAAGCCAAUGUUGAUGUCUGGUCUGUUGGCUGCAUCAUGGCUGAAAUGGUCAGAGGUAGUGUGUUGUUUCCCGGCACAGACCACAUUGACCAGUGGAACAAGGUGAUCGAGCAGCUGGGCACACCGUCUCAGGAGUUCAUGCUGAAGCUCAACCAGUCUGUGAGGACUUACGUGGAGAACCGGCCCCGCUAUGCUGGAUACAGCUUUGAGAAGCUCUUCCCAGACGUGCUGUUCCCUGCAGACUCCGACCACAACAAACUGAAGGCGAGCCAGGCGCGAGACUUGUUAUCCAAAAUGCUGGUAAUAGAUGCGUCUAAACGGAUCUCGGUGGACGAGGCCCUCCAGCACCCCUACAUCAACGUGUGGUUCGACCCGUCAGAAGUGGAAGCGCCUCCGCCGGCGAUCACCGAUAAACAGCUGGAUGAGAGAGAACACACGGUGGAGGAGUGGAAAGAGCUGAUAUAUAAGGAAGUGCUGGAUUGGGAGGAACGAACGAAAAACGGGGUGAUCCGAGGACAGCCGGCCUCACUAGGUGCAGCAGUGAGCAAUGACUCCCACGAGCCCUCGACGUCCUCGUCCUCCACAAACGACGUCUCGUCCAUGUCCACCGACACAGACAGCAGUCAGGAGGCGAGCGCAGGACCGCUGGGCUGCUGCAGAUGACUAUCCUCCUCCUCCUCCUCCUCCAUCAUCAUCAUCAUCAUCAUCACCAUCCGCUCCCCGCUUCCAUGCAAGCGUCACGCCAGUCCGGAAACGCUCCUCCUUUCUGUCUCAAACUGACACGUUCUUUUGAAUUGACAAAGUGUAAGAACGGAGGUAAGAGUUUUGGAAAACCAGCAUUACUUUGAUCGCUUUCGUUUUUGCCGGCAGAUGGAAGCUACUGCUGCGCCAUCUUGCCAUUUGGAUGUGGAAUGAUUUGAGUUUAUUUAUAUUAUAAAGAUGAAUGGGGAAUAUAUUUUUAAGGUGUUUAAUUGUUUUGGGGUUUUUUUGAAAGAGAGAGUCAUUUAUUAAACGGCACAUCCAUUUUUCUGGAUAAACGAGUGUUUCCUCACUGUUACUACUGCUUUGGAGUCAGUGGCGCGUAAAAUCGCAGUUUGUUCGGCGGCAGAGGUGGUUUUAAUGUGACCUGAUUGAUUUUAGUUGGACGUUUUGGACGUUUGUCUUACAGAAACACAUUUUAAAGUGCUUUUAGGGUCUGUAAGCUAGUCUUUUCUCUUUCUAAUGUCAUUGCACACGAUUGACGUCACGUAGUAUUCUCUCACGUUUGGGUUUUCAAACGUCACUGUAUGUAAUCUAGUCUGUACAUAUUUCAACUUUAAACACAGAAAACAGUAACCCACAGCUUUCAUUACGCUUCAGCCUGAAGUAAAGGUCUUGUUUGAACACUUCUUUAUUGGGAAAUUGGGUGUUUGGCCCAUGCAUAUGAAACGCUUUUGAUUUAUAGUACUCAAACUGCGUCUACCAAUGCAAUCUUAUUCAUUACGCUUGGAGAAAAAGAUGUGCUCCCACGGGCGAUUUUUUUAAAAUAACGUUGUUUCAGAUGGAGCAAUCAUGCUAAAUGAAUGGAGACGUGUUAGAUUGGAGGUUCAGAAUGAUUCCCAAAGGAACGGCUGCAUUUUAUGGCUGUCUAAACGCUAAAAAAUAGCCCAUCUUCAGUAUCCGAUACUUUCCAUAUUAAUGCUUAGAAAAAUGUAAUUAUGUGUUUACAGUACUAGUGUAUGUAGUGUAAACUCUGCUCCUCCUAAAACACGAACAUUGCGAGCGAAAUCCAUCGCUAAAUUUGGAAAUUAAUACAUACGUUUUGGAGAAAGUGCCUGAGUCCAGCAUUCAUUCCUGAAUGAUUAGAAAGAUGAAGAAAUUUGGGUGAGGUUUUUCAAAAGUAAUACUGUCCAUAUGUUGGAGUGUCUAUUUUUCUAUCGUAUUGGAUAGAAAUUCUAUCGUAUGUCGAUUGAAAGGUCGGGGCAUGUUGAGAAGAUGAUCUGGAAACGGACGUUUCCUCAAGCAAGGUCUUUCAUCAAAGUAAUAGCAAAUUGGAAGCUUUUUGGUAUGUGUGUAUGGUUUGCAGCUUUAUUUUGUUUAUGAAAUAUGCAAGAUAUUGCAUCAAAUGCUGUAGGUGGGAACUCCAUUUCCCAUGAGGCAAUGCUAUGGAAUAUACAUGUGGGAUAGAUGGGAGUUGUAGGAACUAAAGGUUUGAGUUCGCAUAAUGAUCAGCAUAUGUAUUUUUUAUUAUUUUUUUUUUAGUUGCAUCCCAGACAUUUUAGUUUUUUCUAUUUUAAGUGCUCUUAAUUUUUCUUUGCUCUCUUUAGGGGAAGCUCACGAAUUUUAACUUUAGAAGAACUUUAACAUUGCAUUUGCUUUUAUUUCAUCACUCAAAAAUGUUAUAAUUCAGACUAAAGUAGGCUUUGAUGAACUACCUCACUCUAAAUUUCUACAGAAUUUUUAUUUUUUAUUUUUUUUGCGACGUAGCUGCCCGUAAGAUGGAUGUUAAUACAGAUUUCAUUAUUUAUUUAUUUCUAAAGUGAACUAUUGUCAAUAGUAGGCAACGUAUAGUUUUGUACAUUAUGUAUACUUCACCUAGAAGUAAAAGAACUGAAAUGUAAAUUUGAUCUUUUUGUUUCAUUUUACUUUGUACUCAUUU